AUGAGGAUCGGAUAUGCGGCGAAUAAGAAGUCAGAAACGACAGAUAUGACUUCAAAACAACGUCAAAACCACAUUGCUCACUACCAAGACCGCCAACGCAAGCUGCAGCGGCCUAAUCAAAUACUUCGUAAACGGAAUCCUCAGCAAGAAAAGGCAGAUGGACACUUUCGUCCACAUCAACGUCGCAAACGUCUGGAUCCACUCGCCGAAUGUGUAUUUUUGGAACUCGAGCAGUUGGUGGGGGGACAGGUACUGGUAGUGCCGCCCGAAGCCGUAGUGCACUUCUACGAGGACGAAGGCGGGACCGAUUAUCAAGCCGAUCUAGACAUGAAUCCGGGUUUUAGUACAGACGGGGUGUUGGUGGGUGGGUCGAAAAAUGGGGAAGCGGCAAGUAAGGGCGCCGAGGAAGAAGUUGAAGGGGAAGGGGGAGGAGAAUGGAGAAGGGGGAGAGGGGGGCUCACGGUCGCAAACAUCAUAGUGUAG
Messenger RNA from Bacidia gigantensis, 483 nucleotides. RefSeq lists its product as uncharacterized. Lineage: Eukaryota; Fungi; Ascomycota; Lecanoromycetes; Lecanorales; Ramalinaceae. The record is from RefSeq and is a predicted model, not a curated record. Bases 1 to 483 code for a protein of 160 amino acids. The transcript is spliced from 2 exons.